Molecule: messenger RNA, 969 nt
Organism: Penicillium manginii
Lineage: Eukaryota; Fungi; Ascomycota; Eurotiomycetes; Eurotiales; Aspergillaceae
Product: homoserine dehydrogenase
Exons: 1
Coding region: 1-969 (322 amino acids)
Biological process (GO): aspartate family amino acid biosynthetic process; L-homoserine biosynthetic process
Molecular function (GO): NADP binding; homoserine dehydrogenase activity; aspartate kinase activity
Source: RefSeq, a predicted model, not a curated record
AUGAUCGACAAAGCUCUGUAUAACCAAGACUACUCCGAAAUCGACAUCGAUACGGCGGUCGAAACUAUGGGAAAAACAGGCUCUCCGCCGCCCACGAUUCCCGCCAUUAUCGAUUAUCUCUCAGCUGCACCUCACAAAGUGAUCAUGGUGGAUAAUACGAGCUCUGGAGCAAUCGCCGAAUCAUACCCGAGCUUUCUGAGACGAGGGAUAAGCAUUGUAACUCCCAAUAAGAAAGCUUUUUCCGGAAGCUACCAGCUCUGGCAAGAUAUUUUCAGUGCCGCCAAGUCUGGCGGAUCACUCGUUUAUCACGAGUCAUCGGUCGGAGCAGGCAUGCCGAUUAUUUCAACCAUGAAAGACUUCGUUCAAACAGGCGACGAAGUGACAAAGAUUGAGGGUGUCUUCAGUGGAACUAUGUCAUAUCUGUUCAAUUCUUUUGCCCCCUUAAACGGAACAGGCAGCAAGUGGUCAGAUAAUGUGAAGAAGGCAAAGGAGCUCGGAUUCACGGAGCCCGAUCCCCGCGAUGAUCUGAAUGGUCUGGAUGUCGCUAGGAAAUUGACCAUCUUGGGUCGUUUAGCCGGAUUGCCAAUUGAAGAUCCCAGCUCAUUUCCGGUCCAGAGUUUGAUCCCGGGCAAGCUGGAAUCUGCGAAAAAUGGUGAUGAAUUCCUCCAGAGACUGCCGGAGUUUGAUUCGCAAAUGGAAGAGCAAAAGGUUGCAGCGCAGAAGGCUGGAAAGGUUGUCAGAUACGUUGGAAGCAUUGAUAUGGUCAGCAAGCAAGUCAAAGUUGGAAUGGAAUGGUUCAAUCCCACCGACCCUAUCGCUACGCUGAAGGGGAGCGACAACAUUAUCAGUUUCCACACGAAGCGUUAUGGAAGUAUGCCUCUCAUUAUACGCGGCCAGGGGGCUGGUGGAGAUGUCACUGCUAUGGGUGUUUCUGGGGAUCUUCUAAAGGUAUUGGUUCAACUCGAUUAG